Amphibalanus amphitrite is the source of this 14000-nucleotide messenger RNA. RefSeq names its product mucin-19-like. Gene Ontology annotation, molecular function: protein binding. The transcript is spliced from 13 exons. The record is from RefSeq and is a predicted model, not a curated record. NCBI's taxonomy places the organism in Eukaryota, Metazoa, Arthropoda, Thecostraca, Balanomorpha, Balanidae. Bases 215 to 13030 code for a protein of 4271 amino acids.
CAGUCGGGGUCGUCGCGCAGACAGGUGCGGACGGACGGACGGACGGAGGGACAGACGCGCCGCUGUCAGUGCGGGCCACCGAGCCGCCACCGCGACUGGAGGGACAGUGACGAGCCGCGGACACAGGAGUCGGCCAGACUCCCAGGGACGUGAUACCGUCCGACACCGUCCGCGUCCGACCUCUGAGGAGCCGGAGCGGCAUACCGCUGACAGGAUGGGGAGCGGACGCUGGGGGAGCGCGGUCCCCCUGGCGGCCGGCCUGCUGCUGCUGGUGCUGCUCACCCCCGUCCACCCAGCGCCGCUGGACUGGGACGCGCCCACGCCAGCGCCCGGCUGUUUCCACAUGAUGCGCCACUACGAGAACGGAGAGCAGAUCGUCACCGGAGAGCCGUGCCUCAACUGCACGUGCCGCGACAGCAUGCACAUGUGCUUCCUCAAGGUGUGCCCCUACGUGCGCCCGCUCAGCAAGGGGUGCACCGCGGAGAAGCUGCCGGGACAGUGCUGCCCGACCGUCACCUGUGACCAAGUUCCCGUUCCCGUGAUGGCGAUGCUCGGACUCGCUAAUGUGACGGAGCCGACGACGACGACGACGACGUCGACGACGACGGAGGCGCCGCCGGCAGCCGACGGGACCGACGCGGCGGGCUGCACAGUGGACGGACAGAGCUACCGGGACGGGGCACAGAUUCCGUCUGACCCGUCGGAGCCGUGCGACGUCUGCUACUGCAUUCGGAACCACACGGCGUGCGUCCAGCAGCGGUGCACCAUGUCCGUGCCCGGCUGCGAGCCGGUGUUCGAAGACGGCGUGUGCUGCCCCGUUCGAUAUAACUGUGAUUUCCAGACGACAACGCUGCCUCCGCUGACAACGGCGCGGCCGGACCCGUCGGCGGGCUGUCUGCACCAGGGCGUCAGCUACGCGGACGGAGAACAGGUGACGAGCGCCGACCCGUGUCAGCACUGCUACUGUAUGCACGGCGAGGUGAAGUGCGCCGUGCGCAGCUGCAGCACGCCACUGGACCACGAGCGCUCUUCGUGUCGGCCCGUGCCGCCGCCCCCUGGCCAGUGCUGCCCCGACACGUACGACUGUGAUGCCUCGGACGCUAGCGUCAACAAGAGCUCCGAGCCCAGCACGACUGGAACUAGCAUCACGGACAUCGAUAUCACGACUGAAACAGAUGUCACAGAACCAAACACCGCGACUGAGGCAGUCGUCACGGAACCCAGCACCGCGGCUGAGACCGACGCUACAGAACUCAGUGCCCCGACCGAAACUAGCAGCACGGAAUCCACAACUGCAACUGCGGCAGGCGCCACGGAAGUCAGUUCUGAUGCAACGCAGACAGACGGGACCGAAGGAAGCACCACCGAGUAUGCUCCCGCAACUAGUGAAAUAACGAAGGGUUCAGCUGUCGUGGAUGCGACAUCUGCAGAGGAUGUCAGCGAGGCGGAAGGCCCCACCGCGGAUGCCCCGAGCGACCAGAAUGACAGUACUGCCGAUCCCGCACAGGGUACGGCGAGUACGAACACAGGCAGCGGCGCCGAGACAACACAAGGCAAGGCUGACCCGGUCACAGGCAGCGACGCCACGAAAGUUCCACCGGUCCCGGACAGCGCCACCACCCCCAGCACCGACAGCAACACCGUCACUGGUGACACCGAGUCCACCCCUAGCGAGCUCGGCCCCGGAGAGAGCACGACGCCACUGCCCGACAAACAGUACCGACUCGAGGACCUGCUCGACUACCAGAACGAAGUCACAGGAGAGGAGCUGGCCCCAGGGAUCGAAAAUGGCAGCGGACUGGCGCCGGGCGCUGAAAACGGGUACGAGGUGACACCAACUGCAACAGAUCGCAGUGAGGUGACACCAGCCGCAGUGGACCGCACUGGGGUGACACCAACUACAGGAGGCGACAGUGAGGUGACACCGACUGCAGUGGACGGCGGUGAAGCGACCACAACUGCAGUGGACGACAAUGAGGUGACACCAACUGAGCCUACUGAAGGCCAGGGUGUGAGUGAUGUCACGCAGCCGGAGCAGUUGGCGGAUCAGCCAUCGUCCAUUGCGCAGGGUCCUUUACAGACUUCAGCGGAGGUUCCCGAACCAUCCGGUUCCGAGGCUCCAUCGUCACUGGAGAGCGCAGAUCAAACAAUCGACAGGACAACCGGGCCAAGCGUCAGCAGCACAGCCAACCCAUCUGAUGUCGCUCUAGAACAAAGCACAAGUCCCUCUGAAUCUCCUGUAUAUGAGAGCACAGAUAGCCCUGCUACCACCACGGAGCGAGCUAGCCCUUCUGAAGUUACUUCAGAACAAGAAACAGCUAAUUCGGCAGACGGUGCGGCUGAACCGUCUGAUACCACCACAGUCGCCACAGCUGGACCAUCUGAUGUUACCACAGUCAACUCAGUUGGGCAGUCUGAUGCCACCACAAUUGACACAGUUGGACCAUCUGAUGCUACCACAGUUGACGCAAUUGGACAGUCUGAUGCUGCCACAGUUGGGCCAGUUAGACCGUUUGAUGUCAUCACAGUCGAGCCAGUUGGACCAUAUGAUACCACCACAGUUGACCCAGUUGAACAGUAUGAUGCAACCACAGUUGAGCCAGUUGGACCUUAUGAUGCCACAGAAGUAGAAACAGUUGGACCGUCUGAUACCGCCACAAUUGAGCCAGCUGAGCCAUCUGAUACCAUCACAGUUGAGCCAGUUGGACCAUAUGAUGCCACAACAGUAGACACGGUUGGACCGUCUGACGCCACCGCAGGUGAACCAGUUGGACCAUAUGAUGCAACAACAGUUGGCACAGUUGGGCCGUCUGAUGCCACCACAGUAGACACAGUUGGACCGUCUGAUUCCACCACAGUUGAGCCAGUUGGACCAUCUGAUGCCACCACAGUCGAGCCAGUUGGACCAGCUGAUGCCACCACAGUUGAACCAGUUGGACCAUAUGAUGCCAAAACAGUAGACACAGUUGGACCGUCUGAUGCCACCACAGUGGAGCCAGUUGGACCAUCUGAUGCCACCACAGUAGAUACAGUUGGACCAUAUGAUUCAACCACAGUCCAGCCAGUUGGACCAUAUGAUGCUACCACAGUUGAGCCAGUUGGACCAUCUGAUGUCAUCACAGUCGAGCCAGUUGGACCAUAUGAUACCACCACAGUUGACCUAGUUGAACAGUAUGAUGCAACCACAGUCGACCCAGUUGGACCUUAUGAUGCCACAACAAUAGACACGGUUGGACCAUCUGACGCCACCGCAGGUGAACCAGUUGGACCAUAUGAUGCAACAACAGUUGGCACAGUUGGGCCGUCGGAUGCCACAACAGUAGACACAGUUGGACCGUCUGAUGCCACCACAGUUGAGCCAGUUGGACCAUCUGAUGCCACCACAGUUGAGCCAGUUGGACCAUAUGAUGCCAAAACAGUAGACACAUUGGGACCGUCUGAUGCCACCCCAGUUGAGCCAGCUAAGCCAUCCGAUGCCAUCACAGUCGAGCCAGUUGGACCAUAUGAUGCCACAACAGUAGACACAAUUGGACCGUCUGAUGCCACCACAGUCGAGGCAGUUGGGCCAUCGGAUGCCACCCCAGUUGAGCCAGUUGGACCAUCAGACAGCACAGCAGCAGAAAGUACUGAGACUGGCGGAACAGAUGUAGGCUACCCAUCGGAAGAAGACAGUCCAGCAGCUGAAACUGAGGGCUCCGGACCUGAAGAGUACUUCAUCGAAGGCCGAACCGGUGACUCGGGAGACCUUGACGUGCAGGGAAGUGGAUACACAGAAGCAGCUGAUGAGCCCGUCGCCACCGAGCCGACCACGGAGGGUCCCCUUGUCUCGGUACCAGCCCCAGGCACGACCACCGAGUCACCUGACGCCACCCCUCCCAGAUUCGAGCCUCCAGCGUCCGCCGACCUUCCCGCACCCGGUACAGGUGGUCCCGACUAUCCUGUCCCCAGCACGAGCACCGCAUCCCCCACCACCCUCAGUCCCGACAGCGGUGCAUACAGCACCUCGGGGCAGUCGGAGCAGGGCACAGAUCCAGAACAGCCCGCCACAACCACACCAGCGGCUCUCGAUCUGGAGACGACCUCGGACGACAGCACUUCUGCCGAAGACGCUGCUACUCCAGACAGCACAACAGUUCCAGACAGCUCAGCUGUCACAGACAUAGCCACCACUGAAGAAAGCUCGGCUACGCCAGACGCCACGACUGUCCCGGAAUACACGACUCCUGUCGAGGAACAAGAGGCGACAGCCGGUGAUUCAGUUGAAGGUUCCGGAACGACUGUCCCAGGAUAUGAAUAUCCAACAAGUGAAGGCGCUGAAACGUCUUAUCCUGGUACAGAUUCAAGCGAGUCUUCCGUGAGCCCAGCAAACGAACUGUAUCCCACGGUCCUAGCCCCCGGAUCCGAAACACUGGAUGAAGGCUCUGGAUCGGGAGAAGAGCCACCUCAGACUACUGAAAUGGAGCAGCCGAUUGUCUCUGGAAACGAAAACCCACUGGUGACAGAUGGCACUCCAUCCACUGAUGACAGUCUAACCACUGAGGCUGCUGACGAAACGACCACAGAACGGCAGCAGUCAGGUGAUCAGGCUAGUGAUACAACAUCACCAGUAGAGAGCAGACCCGACGGCAUCAUUCGCCCCAAAGGACAUACAUUCGAAGACCUUCUCGGCAUUCCAACCACAACCGAGGGCAACAUAAUACAAGUUGAGGACUCUACGACUGUCGCUCCUGCGUCUCCGUCAACUGAGCCCGACAGCUCGCAGGGAACCACGGUGAAUGCUGGUGCUGCUGAGGACCAGACGGAAGAGAGCGAUAUUCUGAAAAUAAUCGAUGGCGUUCUCGAUCGCACCACAGAGCCCAGUCUCCCCUAUGAUCAAGAGAGCGGCCCAACCAUAGACGGCUCUGGCCAAGGACCAGAUCAGGAAGAACAGACGGCUGUCCCCAUUGAGUCAACCACUGUCACCGAGGCACCUGGUGUCGAGAGGCCAACCACAGAGAUCCCAGAGAACACGGACGUGACUGAAGAUGCUUCCAGUGGAGUUGUUCCCACAGACAGCCCCAUUGAAGAAGCCCCCGAGGCUGACACGAGUGCUCCUGAGGGCAGGUACGCUGACGAGGCUGGUCCGGUCCUCGAGGCCAGCGGAGACGGUAGCUCCGCGGAAACUGAACAGCCCGGGUCUGCGAUUAGCGAUGAGGAAGGCUCAGGGAGUGAGGAAACAACUCAAACGACCCCCGAGUAUGUUCCCGUGGUGAUCUGGGAGAGUGACAAGCAAACUACCACGGGAUCUGUCAAUGGAGAGAAAGGAGUCACGGAAGAGUUCUCCUCCAUAACGGAAUCUGUCACUGUAGGAAAUACAUCUACGGAGACUGGUCCUCCCUCAGAGGCUGACACUGAUGCGUAUGUUGCCUCCCAGACUGGGCCGACCACGGGACCUACAACUGAAGGAUCGUUACCCGAUGAGGCCGGUGCUACUACAGUGCUUGCGGCUGAGGCAGAGGCAACCACCGCAGCAGGACCAUCCAUAGAAAUCAUUACUGAAGCAACGACAACCGCUGGGCCUGGUGAAACCACGACUCCUGCUGGCGUGGAUGUAGAAGGUGAGACCAGUCAUGCCUCGAGUACUGUCACUGCCGUAGACACAGCAACUGAGGCCGAAUCAACUACCGUGUCUGAUGUAGAGACAACCACCAGCACCGCUGCUAGUGAAGUUUAUGGCGAUGACACUAUACAGAGCACAGAGUCUGAGCUUCUCAUUGGUUCAGAGGAAAGCACAGAGCCCACUACAGAAAAUGUUGACGAAAAUGUAUUCCCCAACUUUGGCUCCAUUUUUGAUACCAUAACCGACGCUCUUGGUCUGGGAUCAACCGAAUCUCCCAACGCUACGUCUGAGGCUACUGAUGCUACGACUGAGGCACCUGUAGUAAUUUAUGAAGAGACCACACAGACGCCCAGUAUAUCUGUGGAAGACAUGGGACAAACCGAGCCUGGCACUACUGCUUUACCUGCCGAAGAGGCCACCACUUCUCCCACAACGAGAGAUGAUUUGAUUGAUCAGCUUCUCGGCAUUACUCAUGGGGAAUACACUUCUACUGAGGCGCCUGGAAACGAGGAAGCGAAGGCUGGACUAAUUCAAGGUACCGAAGACGGUUCUGGAAGCCUAGAGGGAGACAAGGCUGCAGCGACCCCGUCAGAUAUCGAUACCACUUCAUCUGUGGUAGAAUCGACAGAGCCUGAUACCACUCCAUUCGGGACAGACGCAACCGGUGACACCAAUGCAGCGACAUCUUCGCCCGAGCAAACCGAUAGUCCUGCUGAACAGGAUGGUGUAGACGGCUCUGGGGAUGGAGCCCCGACCACCACGAAGGAUACCGCUCCUGAGACAACAGAAUCCAGCAUUUCCAUUAUUUCUGCUGAGACCACCACAUCAAAACAAGAUGUAACUGCGUCACCAACAUCCGAGAGCACUUCCGCUUCAGUGGAGUCCUCUGGAGAUUACGUUGAGGAUUAUACUACUGAGGGCAUCACUGCUGUGACGGAAACCACUUCUGAGCCGGCAUCGGACGAAAUCGAGCAACCAUAUGCUGGGACUGUAGAGGUUGGGGCAAAAACAACCGUCAGUCCUACAGAAUUCCUCGAGGGAUCCGGAGUCAAUGCAAGUGAUGAACCAACUUACGAACCGAAGAAUCCAGAUAGUGCCGUCGGCCCUACAGAAUCUGGUGAAGGCUCGGGGACCGAUGUGGGGGAGGAAUCGAGCUAUGGUACUACAGUGUCAGAAAGCACGGUCAGUAUAGCAGAACCUUACGAGACUGCAGAAACCAGUGCAAGUGAGGAACCAUAUACCACUACCACGGAAGUUAGAGGCACGACUGACCCCACAGAUCCAUUCGAAAGUGAACCGGGCAUCGAAACAACGGAAGUUGAAACUGCCGAGGAAUAUACGACGAGUGGGCCCGUUGUGCCCAUUCAGGAUGGAGUAACCGAUACUGCCACGGAUUCCAGUACUGGUACUACGGCGUUGGAAGAUAUUCCCAGCCCUCCUGAAACCACAGAUCGCUCAGAAACAAGUGUGACUGAGGAGCCAGUAUCUGAGACGACCGAUGUCGUAAGCAACGACGAAUCAGUCACAACUAUCAAGGAUACUGCACCUACCGAUAGCCCAACUGGCAGCGAGUCACCUACUGAUGUGUACAGCCCUGGAGACCAGCUAACACCGGAGAGUGUCGCACCAGACAGCGCCAGUCAGUUGGCGGGAGAAGAUGAGUCAACGCCCGCUUCCUCCACGGAUGGCAUAGAGCCGACGAGUCAGCCGGUCACAGAGGGCAGUAGUUCCCCAGCGCCCCCAUCCGCGGGCACUGCCGGUCCUGACUCCAUCGCCGAAGACAUCCUGUACCCACUCCUGCACCUGGUUGACGAUGAACGCAAAUCUCGAGAAGAUGUCACCAGUCCCGCUACCAACAUCGAGGCGGCUGAGGUCGUACCAACGAGUACUUCGGCGCCUGUAGUGAGCAUCCCAGAAACUGGAUCCUAUGGCACGUCGACGGUAGAAACAUCACAGACUCCGAUAACUGAAAUCUAUGAACAGACCACGCAGCCCGCAACGUCUUAUGAAGCCGGAGAACCCGUGACAGAUUCUGCAGCUCCGUCCAGUGGUGCUGCGACAGAGUCUACGGCUCCGUCCAGUGAUGCUACCACAGAACCUGAGACAGAAUCCGCUGCUCCGUCCAGUGGUGGUGCUACCACAGAGCCUGUGACUGAGUCUGCAGCUCCGUCCAGUGGUGAUACCACAGAGCCUGUGACUGCGUCUGCAGCUCCGUCCAGUGACACCGUUACGGAGUCAGUGACAGGAUCUGAAGCGACGUCUAGUGCUGUUUCCACUGAGCCUGGGCUGACGGAAGAGGAAACUUCAUCCACUGACUCUGCUACAGAGCCAGUUACAGAAUAUUCUGUUCCGCCCAGUGUUGUCACUGCCGAGCUCGUCACGGAAGCCACAAUUACGUCUGGUGAUGGGUCAACGACAGAAUCUGGAACCUCGUCCAGCGCCUCUAGUGAGGAGCCUGAGACCACGGAUUCUUUGAGUGAUACCACUGUCGAGGUUGUAACAGAAUCGACCAGUCCGUCCAGCACCGAUUCCACCACCGAAGCUGCUGCAACGUCAAGCGACUCUACCACCGAAACUGAGACAACAGAAUAUGUAGAUCCAUCUAGCAAUUUUGUGACCGGGACAGUGACAGAAUCUGCGGCUCCGUCCGGUACCGACAUGACCGAAAAAGAAACGGAAUCUACUGUCCCACCUAGUACUGAAACGACCACAUCUGUGGUUCAGCCGAAUGAGGCGGAUGGCGAGGUGGUGAGGGAAUCUGCGCCUACAUCCACUGCUGAUACUUCAGAAGAAGUGACGGACUCAUCAGCUCCAUCAAGUAGCGAUGCUGUCGAGCCUGGGACGACGGAAUAUGUAGACCCGUCGCGUGACGCCACCGUAGAGCCGAUGACAGAACCGACAGCUCCAUCAAACGAUAUUGCUACAGAGCUAGUUACUGAACCAACGACUCCAUCUGGAGAUAGUGCAACAGAACCAGUUACGGGGCCUGACGCUUCAUCCAGCGAUAGUAGCACAGAGCCUGUGACAGACGGCGCGGCUCCGUCUCUUGACGCUACUACAGAGUCUGUGACUGACACCGAGACUACGUCUGGUGAAAGUAUCACUGAACCAGUGACAGUGCCUGACACUUCGUCCAGUGACAGCACCAUCGAGCCUGUGACAGAUACCGCAGGUCCCUCUGCUGACAGUACCACCGAGCCUGGGACUGGUGACGCGGCUACGUCUGGUGACAGUACCACCGAGGCUGUGACAGAUAACGCAGCUGCGCCCGGUGAUAGCACUGCAGAACCAGUUACAGAACCAGGUACUUCCUACACCAGUAGUACCACAGAGCUUGUGACUGAUGCCGCAGCUACGUCCAGUGAUGGUACCACAGAGUCUGUGACUCAUGUCGCAGCUUCGUCUGGUUACAGCACUACGGAACCUGUGACUGAUGCCGCAGCUAGGUCCAGUGAUGGUACCACUGAACCUGUGACUGUUGCCGAAGCUUCGUCUGGUGCUACCGAGCCUGUGACAGAUGCCGCUGCUCCCUCUGGUAAAAGUACCACCGAGCCUGUAACAGACGCCGCAGUCCCGUCCGGUGAGGCCGCCACUCAGCCUGAGUCGGACUCUCCGUCUCCGUCCGACGCCAGUCCGCCGCUGGAGGACAGCUCGGUGCCCGGCGAGGGCUCUUGUCUGGUGGACGGCACGACGUACGCUGACGGCGAGGACGUGCCCACCAGCAGCCAGUGCCAGCUGAGCUGCGUCUGCCGAGCCUCGGUCGUCAACUGCGAGACGCGCAAGUGUCCGGUGGCGCCCGAGGGAUCCUGCCGACCGUACUACCAGAAGGGAGCCUGCUGCCCCGCAUAUGACUGCGCGGAGGAGCCUCCUACUCUGGUGUCCCUGCAAUGUUACGAGAACGGCUCCAUCUACGCCGAGAACGACCCGGUGCCACACGAGGACCCGUGCCAGUACUGCCUGUGCCUGGACGGUCAGGUGGUGUGCGCCAAGAGGCUGUGCGAGCUGCCGCCGGAGCUGGAGGGUCGGGACUGCAAGCCGCUGCCGCCAGCACCCGGCCUCUGCUGUCCCAGCGAGUACUCCUGCGACGUGUCUGUGCUGGACAGUCUGGGACUGCGGGCGGAGGACACCAGUGAGGGGCCAGAGCCGGGCUCUGUGAUCGUCACCACGUCACCGCCGACCACCCCUGCUCCCGUCACCGAGACGCUGAGCAUCAGCGGCCUGGCCAUGACGCCGGCCACCACCGCGCCGCCGACAGUCGGCACCGACACGGCACUGGAGAAGGAAGGUGGCCGCCAGCCGCCGAAACAGCCACGGGAGCAGUCGACGGAGGGCUCAGACAGUACCACCGAGCCCGCCCUGACAGUGGUUACCGCCGAACCGGCCACUGGAGCUGAAACUACGGAGAGCGUUACUGGUGCCGAGACUACUCAGACUGAUACUGGUGCAAAUGUUACCGAGUACCCAGCUGAUGUCGAUACUACAGUGCCUGUGACAGGUGCUGACACCGAGUCUACGGCUGAAGUUGGUACCACUGAAUCUGCCGCAGUCACGGAGUCAGCGAAUGAAUCUAAUGUAUCUCAGCCUUCUCUGGACGCAGAUGCCACCGAGUCGGCGUCUGUAGCUGAGACGACCCAGCCCAGUCCAGUUCCCGACACAACACAGCCCACCACCGAUGUAGGAGCCACUGAGGUAACGACCGACAAAGAUGGCACAGUCUCCAUCACGGGCGACUAUUCCACGGUCACCAUGAACGGCGUCAUCGCUGAAUCGACUACAUCAAGCUCCGCUUCUGAGCCUACCACUGGCGAUAACGUAGUCGAAGUCACGACUGCUGUGGGAUCCGCAGACGAUGCCAGUGCCACGGAAUACACCAGCACGAGCUCUGAUUCUACCACUGCGCCUGAUGCUACCGAGGCAAGCGCUUCCGGGUCUACCAGCAUCGACACCGAGUCUUCCACUGACACCGACACUACCGAGUCUGUGACGCAGACUGCUGACACUGAGUAUUCCGCUGGGGACUACGCUACCGAGGUAACGACUGGUGCUGAUAGUCCGAAGACUACACUAAGUCCUGGUGCUGAGCUCACAAUUAGCUCUGACGCUGAGCCUACCAUGGAUGCUGGUGCUGAGUCUACCACUGGUAGUCCUGAAUCCACUACCGGUGCUGUUGCUGAGUCCACAGAUGCUGAUAUCACAGAGUAUCCGACCAGUGCUGACGGUGGAUCCUCCAUUGAGCCUGGUGCCUCUGAGUCUACCACAAGCAGUUCUACGCCUGUGUUCGCAGCAGAAGACAGCAGUGCAAAUACCAUUGACACUGAUAAUACAACUAAUGAUGUCGAGUCUAGCACUUCAUAUGAAGUAACUGCAGAGCCAACUACUGGUGGUGGCAUUCCGUCUACAUCCAGCGCUGACGCUGAGGUCACAACAGACGGUGAACUCACAACAGACACUGAUUCUACCGAGCCUACCACCUCCACCGAUCCCAGAGAAGCGACUUCGGGAACAGAUGCCUCUGAAGCUUCGUCGGGUGCUGAUGCCACGGAGCCGGCAACUGGUGUUAACCCGACUGAGCCAAGCACCGGGGGCACUGACACCACGGUCAGCUCUGGAACCACUGAACCUGCUACAAAGUCUGACGCCACAGAGAGCGCCACCGGUCCCGACGGCGCCGAUGUGACUGGUGAUACAACCACCGAAUACCCCACAGACGCCGACACCACAGGCGCUACAACCGGCGACAUAGAGUCAACCAAAGUUGAGGCAACAGAGCCCUCAACGAGCACUACCGGCGUCGACGCUACGACUAUCGCCGAUGGCACCACUGAGGCUGCUGGAGUAGAACCCUCUGAAUCCUCUACCGCUCCGACUGACGUUACAGGAUCGGAUGCUACGUCUGGCACCACUGAGUCAACGGUUGAUACUGAUAUCACUGAGCCUGUGACAGACGCUGAUGGCGCCGAUACCACCACAGUGACCGCCGACACCACCGAACCAUCCACGGAAACGCCUGCCGUAGAUGCUCUCCUCGAAGCGGUAGGCCUCAAACCGACAGAGGACACCGAGAACGCAAAGUCCGAGGAUUCCGCCGCCGGCGACACGCAGCAGUCAGCUCCGACGACCGAGUCGAAUCUCACUGACAUCACAGCGGACACGGAACCGGCGACCGCAGAGCCAGAGUAUAACGAGAUUGCCACCAACGGCGGACCGCCCGUCAAGCCAGUGGACGAAGCCGUGAAGGCUGAGGGCAGCGGCGAGCCGGAAGAACUCUCGUCAGAGUCCGAUCCCACAGGGUCAACUGGAGCUGAGUCAGCGACUGAGGAUGUCCCGGGAGCUCAGAUCAUCGACACUACCCCGACCGGACUGUACGGGGGUCAGCCGGAAGAUGCAGCGACUGAGGUCACAGAAACACCGUAUGGAAGCACAGAUGGGUCAUUGGAGGUCACCACAAGCACCGAGACGCCAGUCACCGACGCACCAUACGGGUCCACAGAAGCACCAUACGAAGCCACCGAUGCAGCAGAUGCAGCCACAGAUGCUCCAACCGAAACCACAUACGCACAGGUUGAUGCCUCAGGCACACCAGCUGGAGCAACAGGCGAACCGGCUGAAGACACGUACACAACGGUUGACUCGACAGAUGCUCCAGCUGAGUUCUCAAGCACUGAUGCCACGGGAGCUCCAGGUGAAGUCACUGACACACCGGCUGAAGCCUCAGACGCUCCAGCUGAUGUUACAGGCACUCAGACCGAGACCCCUGGCAGUCCUUCCAGGCCACCGGGCUCGUUCGACACGACCAUCGUCUACUCCACGCCGAACCUGAGGCUGACCAAUGACACCUCCGACCAGCCCGAGUCCCCGCUGAUAUCAGUCACCAACGAGACGCUCGACAUCCUCUCCUCGGUCGGCGCCGACGCCUUCGCCAACACCACCGACAUCACGGACGCCGAGGUGGCCACGCCGGAGCCGGCCGCCGCCGCCGCCAUCGCCAGUCAGGGCGCAGUGCCCGUCGGCACCUGUCUGUUUGAUGGCAAAAUCUACGCGUCGGCGCAGCAGAUCGCGCGGGACGACCCGUGCGACUUCUGCUUCUGUUUCCGCGGCGACAUCAUCUGCCUGCAGCAGUCGUGCCCGCCGCCGGUGCCCGGCUGUGUGGAGCAGCCCAUCGUGGGCUUCUGCUGCCCGCGCUACGAGUGUCCCGUGGACGAGGAGGGCACCGAGCCGCCGACGGUGGUGCCGCCAGGCGAGCCAGCGGCCAACUGUACCGUCCAGGGCGCCACCUACCGGGCCGGCGAGCUCAUCGAGUCGUCCUCCGGGCCGUGCCUCGAAUGCAGGUGCGGCCGUAGCGGAGAGAUGGACUGCGAGCCGCGCCACUGCGAGCCGCAGCCCGUGCUGAAGAAGAUGAUGAUCACGGCCGCCCAGCGGAGACGGCGGUGAACCCGCUCCCCCGGAGGUGUUUUCCGAGUGGUCACCAGCUGAGUCACGUGCCGUCCCUACUCAGUGCGAUAAAACUGGUGAGCCGCGUGGGUGAGAUAAAUAUGACAGAGGGCGGUGAGAACAUUAUUCCGUUCACCGGUAUAGGUGAGAAUCUGAACUAUGGGGCCGAGGAGAGGUCCUCAGUGGCGUGAGAAUCAACUGGGUGUGCGACCUGUCUGUGAGAUUUGGCCAAACAUAGAGUGAGUAAAAUGUAUUGGCGUUAGUUCUAUGGGUAGAUGGUGCCAAAGUGGAUGGUGGAUGCUUGAGAGAGGAGCUGACGCGAGAGUUAUAAGUCACGCACGCCACGAGUCACGAGAGCUGGGAAUGCACCAAUCACUGUGACGGCAUCAAAUGAAUGUUUGACGUCACUUCACGACGUGUGCCACACGCCCGGCUGGGUUCAACAGUUCUGAGUAUGAGAGGAUGCAGGGCAUUGCCGAAUGACGACAGGGUGUCUCGUUGUAGUGCGGGACGGCUCCGAGCGGUUUUGUGUGUACGCUGAGAUACGUUCUGUCGCCGGUGUCCUUAGAGACACGGGGUCUGUGACUUGGGGCGACCGUCUUUGGGACACAGGGCGGGCGUCGCUGAGACACGGGGGACCGUCUGCUGUGGAGGAAGCUUUACCGGUGUGUGUAUUUGGCAUGUGAUGGAACUGGCAAUCUGGUGAUACUGGCGCCGCUCCGGCCACGAACGUUGCCGUCCGACAGACUCCGUAACUUUCGUAUGGCAGGGGUGUGACUCCGGCUCCGACUGAGCCGAGCACCUUUAGCUUUUGGCUCAUCCGAGCUCAGGGCUGGCAGCUCCGACAUGACGGGCUGCGCUGAGCCAACGUCUGAACAAGUUAAUCGUGUCGCGCCCGGUUGGGCUCCGGCUUUGCGGCCCUUUGACAUGAUGCCACAGAUUAUCGUUGUAAUACAUAUCGACUGGAAAA